Molecule: messenger RNA, 279 nt
Organism: Prunus armeniaca (apricot)
Lineage: Eukaryota; Viridiplantae; Streptophyta; Magnoliopsida; Rosales; Rosaceae
Source: the annotation of a GenBank genome assembly
AUGGCGCUCUUGAAGUGCCUCAAAUGGCUCUCAGGGUCAGAGUCCCUUUUGAAUGGAGUGAUGGAUGGUGUUGUAAACCGCUUCGGCGGCGGAGCUCGUUCCACCUCGUCGGUAAAAGGCGAGCAGUCAACUCUAUCUAUUUCCUUGCACAGGGCCUCCUUCGUGCUUCCUUUAAGUCGGAAACCUCGGAGUUGGUCAUUUACUAGCUUCUCGACAUCCUCUGCCCGCAGGUUGGAGUCUCGGGCCGACGUCUUCGGUGCCUCGAGCGCUACUGGCUAA